This is a messenger RNA of Cutaneotrichosporon oleaginosum, 1738 nucleotides long. RefSeq lists its product as uncharacterized. The record is from RefSeq and is a predicted model, not a curated record. NCBI's taxonomy places the organism in Eukaryota, Fungi, Basidiomycota, Tremellomycetes, Trichosporonales, Trichosporonaceae.
AUGGCCGACCUCGCGCACGUAACAAAGUCGCUCGGAGACAUAGUCCUUACGGCGGGCGAAGGCGACGAACCGGUGCAGCUCUCCGCUGUGCUGGAUAGCUUCUCCGCCGCCCUCCUGACUUCGCGCGACCCCGUGAUGCGCGAGGCCUUCCUCGAAGCCGUGCUCGAUGUCCUCAAGCCCGUCGGCGACGCAGCGGACAAAGGGCGCUUGGCAGUGCUGCACGACGCCUCGCUGACCACCAUCCCCCCCUUCCUCCCCCUCAUUCCUGAGCAGCCGUUGGCGCGAGAGUUCCUCAACCUCCUAGCCCAGCACGGCGACGCGCGCGAAGUCGUGCUCGCCCUGAAUUUGGCGCUGGCCGAAAUCACGGAGCUGGCCGAUCCCUACGCCGUUAGUGAUGGGGAGAGCGACGACGACGACGAAAUCAACUGGGCGUCGGCGCAGCCACAGCUCGAAGCCAUGCUGGACAUGUACGCCGCCGCCGUCCCGCGCCUCACGGUGAAGCGGAGCACGCCGACCCUCUUGGCUAUGCAGGACGUGCUUGUGCCCCUCAUCAAAGCUGUUCCGGGCAGUGCGCCGCCGAGCAUUGCCGUCGACUUGUCCCGCUCCAUUCUUCUGCGCUCGUCCACGCUCGUCGACGCGGCGUGGAAGUGGCAAGCUGGGACAGAGGACAAGGGCGGCGAGCAGAAUGCCGUGCUAACCGACAUCCUGCACCACGCCGUCAUGGUGUUUGGGCCCAACGUGUGCGCGGAACUCACGCCGCGCCAGUUCCUCGUGGCGAACCCAAGGUUUGCGCUGCACGAAGAGGAGGGGUGGGAGGGCGGCCAAGCCGCGCUGGACGCGGCUGCGUCGUCGUGCGCCGCGCUUGGCAUCGACCGUGCGGGACUCGUCGAGCGGAUCAGGAGUAGCUCGGCUGUGCGCCCACAGUCCUCCAUCGCGUCCCUCCUCCUCCUCGCCUCCAAUCCCGGCACCGCGUUCCCCGCGAGCACACUGGAGGACGCCAUGCCCGUCAUCAACAUCUGCUUGAAUGGGAGUGCUGUUGAUGCUGGAACAGCGUUGUUGUGGGCGCUUGUGCGCGCUGGCGUCGUUGUCGAGUAUGACCAGGUCACAUUCUUGCUCGAGCACAUCAUGCCUCUAAUCCAGCUCCACCAGAGCCCGAACACGCGGCUGGCUCUCAGCAAAUUACUAGGCGCACUGAUUGCCGCCGUCAAGUCGCCACUGCAUCAAAUCAAGCUGUACGAACAGAUUCUCGAGCCCAUCAACCCCUUCGACAACAUCCGAGUACUCGCGCUCUCUCUACUGCGCGAAUCGCUCGCCACCACCCCAUCUCUCCUCUGCCCGGCCCUCACCCAGACCCUCACGCCCCUCCUCUACCGCCUCCCACAAGUGGAUUCGCCGCUGGAGCUGAGUCUGCCGAAAGUACUGGAAACGUUCUGGCCGGUCUGGCUCGCUGAGAGCGCCAACCUCGUGUGGUUCAUACUCAAGGUGGACGGGGAGAACAAGAGCGGGUUCGGGGACCUGACGCGCCUGACCGGCCUCCGGAACCUGUGGCUGGCGCCGGUGGCGGCCAAAGCGAAGAGCUGGGCAGCAGAGGCCGAGGGCGACGCGGAGAUGGUGCUGGGUAGGCUGGUGGAUGCGUGUGCGGCGGCUGAGGCUGCGAUUGUGAAGACUGCAUAGGCGAGGCGCAUUACGUAGGGUAUCGUAGUUGAGGGGUGCAUGCAUCAUGAGCGGCUUGAGCGAG